AUGGAUUAUUCAAAGAAGUUUAUUAUGAAGGGUCAGAAAAAGCAAAAUAAAUAGAAACUGGAGUAAUAAGAAAAUGAAUUAAUUGAUGAAGUAGAAAAAGUUAAUUUGGAUGAUCAAGAAUAGGAAGAUACAGAUUAAAACGUAUAAAUUAAGGAAGGAAAUGUUUAAGGUGAUGAUUGUAUUGAAGUUGGUACUGUAGAAUCGAAUGAUUUUUAAUAAGAAUAAGAAUAAUAGUAGAAAGAAGAAGACUAAUUAGAAUAAUAAGAUGAAUAAUAAUAAGAAUAAUAAUUAGAAUAAGAUGAAUCAAAUAAUGAUAAAUAAACUCAAAAUAAAGUGGUUAAACCUGCUGGAUGUAUAAAAAUUAUUAAGAAAAUUAAAUAAAUUACUCAAAAUGGAGUCAAAAUGAAAUAGAUUACAUAUGUUUUUAAAAUGAAAGAUGGAACUGAAUAAACAUAAAUUAUAUUAGAAUGA
Messenger RNA from Paramecium pentaurelia, 471 nucleotides. The record is from the annotation of a GenBank genome assembly. Lineage: Eukaryota; Ciliophora; Oligohymenophorea; Peniculida; Parameciidae.